Molecule: messenger RNA, 327 nt
Organism: Lachancea thermotolerans CBS 6340
Lineage: Eukaryota; Fungi; Ascomycota; Saccharomycetes; Saccharomycetales; Saccharomycetaceae
Exons: 1
Coding region: 1-327 (108 amino acids)
Cellular component (GO): preribosome, large subunit precursor
Source: RefSeq, a predicted model, not a curated record
AUGGCUAAAUCACUACGUGCCAAGUCACAGCUGAAGGCGAAGUCCGUGAAGCGUAAGAAUGAGUUUCAGAAGGCCGCUGACGCGCGCAGCCAGAGACUCGCAGACAAAAUGAAAGAAGACCUGAUAAGACAGCAAAUCGAAGAGCUGAAGAGCAAGAAUAGCGAGCUGAAGGACGAGGACGCCAAGUUGGCACUACAAGACGAGGCCAUGGACCAGGACGCCAAGAAGGUGAGCACGUCCGGGUGGAGAGACGCGAGACACCACAACUACAAGCGCAACAAGAAGCUCAACAAGAGCCGCAAGAAGGGCUCCUUCACCAAGUUUUGA